CUAGUUGAACGGUGUCCUGAAAUGAUACUUUCGACGGUGUGACAGAGCUGGGUGAAGUUUUAAACAGAGCUGUCGGUAGUUUUUUUCUGAGUAUCUAAGAAGGAGCCUUGCUGCCCACAUUCCUCCGACUUUGACUCAUUAAAGGCGGCCUGUUUUUGCUUUAAAGACGCCAACAUGGAUGCUAACUUUAGCCAAGUCACUAGCUAACUGGAUCCACAACCUUCUGUCCUUUCCAGGAAUACAGACUGGCUGAGUUUUUUCUGGCUGUUUUAUUUAAUAUUUAAACUGAUGUCACAGCCUGGUGGUCCUUGUAGCGCUAAUAUAUGAUGUGUUGUUGAUGUAAGUUGGCGAUAUGCAGCUAAAUAACCGCUAACCUGGUCGUUAGUCCCGUCCUGAGUGGUUUCUGAUAAGACUUCACAAACAACUUAGUUGUGUCUCCCAAACAUGGACUCUAUGGAGGUGGCUCGAUAGGACAAGUGUCGCCGUUCGCGACACCAAAUGCCUCCUCUGUGAGGCGAACAAUCAGCAGCAUCAUUCCCCACCAGAACUACUCCAAUUCCUGCAUCAUCAUCAUCAUCCGUGAGCCAGCAGGAUGUUGGAGGGGCUCGUAGCCUGGGUACUAAACACUUACCUGGGAAAAUAUGUCAGCAAUCUGAACACAGAUCAGCUCUCCAUUGCACUUCUCAAAGGCGCAGUGGAACUGGAAAACCUCCCACUGAGGAAAGAUGCCCUCCGAGAGUUUGACCUGCCAUUCGAAGUCAAAGCGGGAUUUAUUGGCAAGAUCACUCUCCAGAUCCCUUUCUACCGGCCUUAUAGUGACUCAUGGGUCAUCUCCAUGUCCCAGCUCAACCUGAUCAUUGGUCCCACCCAGCUGCAGGAGUUUGAUGGGGAGAAGGAAAACGAGGAAGCGAGGGAACGCAAAAAAUGCCUUCUCAAGGCUCUUGAAGAUAAAUUCAGAAGUGAGUGUGAACAGAGAGGAGAGUCGUACUGGUACUCCGUCACUGCCUCAGUUGUCACCAGGAUUGUUGAAAACAUUGAACUGAAGAUCCAAAAUGUUCACCUUAGAUUUGAGGAUGACCUUUCGAUCCCAGGGAAGGCCUUUUCUUUUGGAGUUUGCAUCAGCAGCGUGUCUGCCCAAAAUCCUUUGAAGGAGUCUGUCCAAAAGCCUUUCAGACAAAAGCAGCUGGAGAUUGAAGACUUCAGUGUUUAUUGGGAUACAGAGUGUGAAAUGCUGGGAAAGCUGCCUGCAAGCCAGAUUCAGGAUGCGAUGACUCAGUGUAUGCAGAGUCGUGAGCACCAGUAUAUCUUUGAACCAGUGCGUGCCUCCGUGCUGCUUAGGAGAAACACCUCCAGGGAGCCUCUGAGGUCCCGGCACAAUCCCCGGAUCGAAGGCCAGGUCCAGCUGGAACCCAUGUCUUUACGUCUUUCACAGGUUCAGUACCAGCAGAUGAUGGCUUUCCUUAAAGAAGUGGACCGCAGAGAGAGAGGGAUGCUGUACAGAACAUGGAGGCCCAAAGUCACAAUUUCUGGGAACUGCAGGACAUGGUGGAUGUUUGCCAUUCAGGCUAACCUGAGUGACAUCAGGGAGCAGCGGAGGCGAGGAAGCUGGGUCUUUGCGCUGCAGCGAGCCCGGGACGCACUGACCUACACUGGCCUCUACUUCAAAAGGCUUAAAGGCGUCUUACUGAGUCCUGAGGAGGAGGCUGAACUGGAACGAGUUGAAGAGGAGCAGACACUGGAGGAGCUCCAAAUUCUCAGAGAAGUUGUCCAUGACUGGUUUAGAAAGGAGGAAGAGAUUGCAGAGAACGUUCGAGAGCCAAGUGGCAGCCCCCAGCCUGGUCCACCUAACACAUCAGUUCCUAAAAGCGGAAGCUCCAGAAUGAUUCUAUACCUGCAGUCUUGGUUCCCUGGUUGGGGGGGCUGGUAUGGAAAUACACAGGAUCUGGACACACCUGAAGAACUCUUGCCAAGUCCAUCGUCCUGGGAUAUUCUAGCAGAGACUGAGGACUUAUUCGACCCACUGGAGGACUCCCACACUCUGAACACGUUCACUAGACGAGAUCACAUGUUUGCCCGACUGGAGUUCUUAUUGGAGAAGGGUGGAGUCACUCUCUUUCAAGUGGAAAGGAGGGCGAACAUGAUGCACGAAAGUGGAGUCAUCCAGCUGGAAUUCUCAGGAGUGAAGGUGAUCGUGGAAUCUCUUCCUCGCUCCGAGUCGUCCUUGCUGUCUGUUAAACUGGGCAGCCUGUUCCUGAGAGACCUGACCACUCAGGGCACCAUGUUCCCAUUCCUGGUGUCUCCCAAAAUGGACAAAGUUGUUGUUGCCCUUAAUCAGUCCAUGAGUCCGCACAGCAAUGCUACUGAAGGAAAUGCUGAGUGGACUUCUCCGGUGUUCGAGAUGAUAUAUGAGCGCAAUCCUGUGAGGUCCAAGUUUGAGAGAAGGCUGGAGGUGAACACAAGCCCGUUAAACAUAAUCUACAAUCCACAAGCCAUGAAAAAAGUUACUGAAUUCUUCUAUAAAGGAAGAGUUCACACUUCAGGUUUUGGCUAUCAGUCUGAGCUGGAGCUAAGGGUGGCAGAGGCUGCAAGGAGGCAGUAUGACAAGCUGAAGAAACAAACCAAGGCUGAGUUUCGACAAACCGUCGAUCAGCUGCUUGUUGGAGAGUUUAUUGAAAACAGCAAGCGUUGGACGAUGAAACUGGACAUUUGUGCGCCUCAGGUGAUUUUCCCUGAUGACUUCCAGUCAGAAGAUCCAAUGCUUGUUGUGGUGGAUUUAGGCAGGAUUCUUCUGACGAACUCUCAAGAUGACAAUAUCGUCAACUCUAAAGUUGCUGAACCUGAACAGGAAGACCUGAGUGACGAUGAGUACCAAACUCCUCUGGCCACCCCACCUGAGUCACCACCUGAAACCGACGCGCCUUUAAGAGCACAAUUCAAAGACCCUGAACUUCUCAGCCUCAGAUCUCCAGAGGCUACAAAGGCCUACAGCAAGAAGCUCUAUGAGAAAUACUGCUUGUCAUUUAAGGACCUCCAGAUAAUGGUUGGACAUUAUAAGGACAGCUGGAAGCAUCUUCAGGAAAGUGAAGUAGGACCAACCCACGUGGUGGAAAAGUUUAACGUACUGCUGCAGCUUGAGCAGAGACUGCGCUACACAUCAGACCCUCAGCUCCCUGGAGCUGUGCUGUCAGGAACCCUGCCAGAUCUUAAGGUGCAUAUCAACCUUGAGAAAAUGACAGCAAUCAGAACUUGUCUUGGUCGGCUAAGCAGACCAGCUGCGAGUGAAGGUGACCGAGGCCUGGAAAACGGUCCAAACGUAACAUCCCCUGAUCCUCCCACACUCCGCCAUGACAAGAUCUUUCACAGAGUGGACAGCUCGUGGAAACUUCAGGAUUCUGCCAAGAAUCUUACCCAAAGCGUGACGACAUUAGAACAGCACACACAAGAAGUUCUGGUGGAAUCCCGCCUGCUGUUGGCUGAAUUCAACAUUAACUACAUGCAGCUUGGUGUGGAGAGUAAUGGCCGCUAUAUAUCUGUUUUUAAAGUGUUUGGCACAAAUGCUCAUUUUGUCAAGCGGCCGUAUGAUGUUGAAGUCUCUCUGACUGUUCAUGGGUUUCUCCUGGUGGACACUUUACAGACGUACGGCUCAGACUUUGACCUGCUCGUCGCGUCUCACAAGCAUCUAAGUUUUGAUGUUCCCACCGGCAGCCUCAGGGAAAGCCAGCCAUCUUCCCCUGCCUUGUGUGAUGAGAAGACCUUGGAGUAUCCUGAUAUUCAUGCUGGGUCAUCUUCUGAUUUGUCCCCAUUAAGUUCCUUCCUGAAGGAUCAGGAUGCCCUCAUCAGGCUUGAGUACCAGUUUGUGAGCUCAGACUGUCCCAGCAUGAACCUUGACAACUCCCUCCAGAUUACAAGCAUUCAGGUCAAUAACUUGGACAUUAUUCUCAACCCUGAGACCAUGGUGGAGCUACUGAAGUUCCUCCAAAAGUCUUUCCCCAAAGAAGAAAAUAUGUCAUCCACACAGGAGUGUCCAGCAGAGCGUUCCAGUGAGGAAGAAGACCGGGCAUAUCAGGCCACGUAUGACCAGAACAAAGAGCUAACGGUUGAGAUCCACCGCCUCAACCUGCUUCUCCUUCGAACCGUCUCCUCUGGCACUGCCCUGGGUGUUGAGAAAAAAGGUCUGAAGAUUGCCACCGCCAGCAUUUCUGAUACCAAGGUCAACGUUUCUCUGGGAAGCCAUUUGGACAUCAGUGGUUCACUUGGAUCCAUGCAGCUGGUGGAUUUAACCCAGGAGGCAGACCGAAGCCAGUUUGUGGUCAGCAUUGGGAGUGUUGAUGACACCUCCUCAAGUCCCGAUGGAAUAACAUUCCUGUCUGACAACAGAGAGUCUCCUACAGAUGCCCUGAACUUUCAGCUCAAGGAGAAAUCCCAAGGGGAGUGUUCUUUGAAACUGGAAAUGGCAUCUCUCCACUACAACCACUCAGCCAAGUUCCUGCGAGAGCUCAGUCUGUCAGCCAAUGAGCUGGAAGACAGUUUCCGCUCCAUGUUGAAAAACGCUGCCACUACAGUGUCGACAGUUCUUGCUACUAAAACCGCAGAGUACAGCGAAAGGGUUUCACUCUUCGAGAACCCGUCACGGAGAACUCGGACUUCAAGCCAAGGUUGGGCACAUUCAUUCGACAACAAGGAGGACGAUUCCACGGAGGAACCCGAAUCUGCCUUGGACACGUUCUUUGUGAAGCUGACCCUCAAUAUAAGCAUCGAAUCGCCAGUCGUGUUCAUUCCCAGGAAACCUGGACACCCGGAGCUAUUGGUCGGUCAUCUGGGAAGGAUAAAAAUUCAGAACUUUCUGAAUAACGAAGACUCUCAAAGAGAGAGGCUGCAGGUGUUGGUGAAGGAUAUCCGACUGUUUUCAGUCAACAUGUGUCAUUUGGUUUUGAAGAGGGCGUCCAAAGAGGAGAGAGCUGAUAAUUAUUCUCCAUACCACAAUGAAAAUGUCAGCAAGGAUGAAUCCCAGUUCACACGGCAUGACUUCUUUGAAUCCAUCACCCGGGGAAAAGCUUUCCACAUACUUAAAAACACCACUAUACUCUUCACUUUGGAGAAAAGUCCUGUUGAUUCCGAGUACAUCUUACUUACUACAGAGGAGAACUUUAAAAGCACAGGCCAACUGAGGAUUGAAGGGAAAUUUGUCAACCCUGUUCAGGUUUUUCUCUGCAAGCCUGUGUAUGAGCAAGUUCUCCAGACCCUGGACAAUUUAUCCCUGAUUGAGGAGCAACAUCCCACACCCAGCCAGCCUCCGACUCCUCCUCCUCCGACUCCUUCAUCUGCCAGAUCCCACUGCUUCCCAGACUCGCAAGGAGGCCUGUUUGCAAGGGAUCCUCCCACUAUGAGCUUCUCCCAUUCGUCCCUUUACUCUCCUUUACCUCUGCAGUCUCACAGACCGGUUCUCCAGCCUCCCUCUUUCACUCAGCUGAAGGUCACCUUACAUGUGGCACAGCUGCAGGUCCAGCUCAGUGCCGACCUCUCCCAGGGUUCCCAGGGCUUGGUCAGUGUUUGCUUCCAAGAUUUGGAGGGGCACUUUACCAAAGAUCACCAACACUUACUUGAAGUGCAACUGGCUCUCCGUGCGCUGCUGAUGGAAGAUCUCCUGGAUCAGAAUCCUGAUUCUAAGUACAAACACUUGAUGAAGUCCCACGGAGCUCCAAAGCCCUCAACGUUCACUUCUAAGGAGUACCUUUCCCAAAGCUGCCCGUCCAGGUCCAAUGCUCUUGCCCCAGACAUGCCCCGCUCCCUGCCUGCCCACAUAAAGGAAACCCAAAACGUCUUCCAGCCCUACCAGAGGCAUCCCACCACACCGUCCAGCAGCCGCAAAUCUAAGAAGGACCCAGAUUGUCCCAGCACCCCUCCUCCUUCUCCAACACGCCACACCAACUCUCCUCAGCCCCCCUCAAACUAUGAUGACUCAUUAGUUCAUAUAAAUGUGCUGCUGGUGGACUCUAACCAUCCAGAGUUUAAAAUGCGCUACGGCAGUGUGGGGCGAAGCGUGGACAUAGACUUUAACUGCCUGGAUAUUUUGAUCACUCUGCAGACCUGGGUGGUCAUUCUGGACUUCUUUGGUAUCGGCUCCACAGCCAAUAAUCAUGCAGUAAAGGUGGCAACGUCACCCCAACCUGUGCCAGGACAUUCUGUGUAUGAGCCAGACUUCAGUGAGGAGGAGACGGCUCAGACUGUCAACACAAAGGUGGACCUGAAGGUUCAUUCUUUGACUCUUAUCCUAAACAAGAAACUCCAUGAACUCGCCAGAGCGAGUGUGUCCAAAUUAUCUGCUUAUCUGGAUGUGCAUGACGGUGACCUGAGAAUACAGGGUAGUUUAGGAAGUUUGUCCCUGAGUGACCUGACUCCACACGGGGACCUGUACAGAGAGCGCUUCACCACACAAGGAGGGGAGGCGCUUGUUUUCAACAUUCUGAAGUACGGCCAGCCUGAUCCUGACCUGCAGCGGGAGUGUGAUUUCAAGGUGUCUUUGCAGAUGGCCUCCGUACAGUACGUACACACACAGCGCUUCCAAGCCGAGGUCAUAGCCUUCAUCCAGCAUUUCACCCAGCUGCAGGAUGUCCUCGGCAGACAGAGGGCUGCAAUGGAGGGCCAGGCUGUGCGUGAUCAACCUCAGAGGGCUUCCAGGGUUCUCCUGGACAUCGACGCUGGUGCUCCAGUUCUAAUCAUCCCCGAGAGCUCGCGGUCGCCCAGGGUCAUUGUAGCCAACCUGGGUCAGCUGAAGGUUCAGAACCUCUUUCUGCCGGCUGGGGCUCACGGAACCUUUUCCCUCAGAGACAAGGAGCGUGUCAAGAAUGCACAAGGUGGAGCAAGUAAUGUGGAGAAAAAACCCAGAAGUUCUCCCUUCAACUCUGCCUCAUCCUCAGGAUUUACCCUCAGCAGACCGAAAGUUCUACAUGCUGGGACCGACCCUAAGGAUGAGGACCCAGCCAGCCCAGAAGACCAUGUAUGCCUGUUGGACUGCAUGGCCCUGGACCUGCAGGAGAUGGAUAUCUUUGCUGCAGAGCGUCUGCCCUGUCGUCCGUGGGACAGCACUGGAAAACCGGAACCCUCUGACCUUAUCUUUCCGUCCUACUCUGUCCGUCGAACUGGAGACAACCUGCUGAAAGACUGCUGCCGCCUCACACUAAAGGUGGAACGCAACUUGGACGGGGAGCUGAGCCAUGCAGUGCCUGACACAACCAUCCAUGGCAGCCUGUCAUCAGUGCACUGCUCUCUGGACAAGAAACACUACCAGCUGAUCCGGGGGAUCCUGGAGAACAACCUGGGAGAGCCUGUGGAGGAGUUCCUGCGGCCGUACAACCUGCAGGACCCCAGCAGCUAUACAGUGUUAAGUGGAGCUGUCUUCACUAACCUGUCUUUCUUGGUGGACAUGACGGACGUCAGCCUGGAACUUCUAGACAGCCCAACAUCUGCUGAAAACAGAAACUCUUUAGCAAGGUUUGACUUUAUGAAAUCCAAAGUCCUGUUUGAGAGUUUAUCUGAUGGCUCCAAGUCCGUGAACCUGGUAUCUCACUCUCUGCUGGCAUACGAUACGAGAUACGCUGGAACAAAUAGAAGCACUGAAGGAAUCAGACAAAAUGUGUUUGACUGCAUAUUGCAGCCAUCGAAAACAGGCACAAAUCGUGCAUCCCUGCAGCUGGAACUACAUUACAGAUCCACACGUGACUCGUCCAGCUUCACAGUGGUCCUCAAUAACCUCAGGGUGUUCCUCAUCUUUGACUGGCUGAUGCUUGUGCAGGACUUCCUGCGGCUGCAGCCAGAAAACCCGCCGGACAGCGCAGAAUGUCAGCAGCACUGCCCAGGUAGCACCAGCGCCAACCUGAGCGCGACUGGAGCCGUCAUGCCGAAGACCGUGAAAAGUGGAGUGGUCACAAAGAGGUCCACGGUGUUGGUCAGUCAGGACCGCUGCCUGGAGGUGAAGAUCAACGUGACAGGCACAGAGUUUGUGGUGGUGGAGGACCUGUCCUGUCUCGAUACCAAUGCUGUCAUACUGAAAGGCACCACGGUCCUCACAUACAAGCCCCGGUUGGUAGAUCGACCCUUCUCUGGCAGUCUGGCAGGAAUAGAGGUGUUCUCGUGUCGGCUGGGCAGCGAGCAGGAGACGGCGUUGUCCAUCAUCGACCCUGUCAACGUGCAGGUGGAGCUGUGUGGCAGCCCCACGUACCAAAGCAGCUCGGGUCUCCUGGAUGCCUUUAAUGUUGAGGACAUCCCACCGCUGCUGGAGAUUCAGUUUCCUGCUCUGGAUAUCCGUCUGUCCUACAAUGACAUCCAGCUUUUCUUAUCCAUUGCCAAGUCCAUCUCUGCUGCCAAAGCUCCGUCUUCUCCUCCUGAUUUAACUGAUGCAACCCCUCCACCCAAAGAUGGCGUCAGGCAGAAGACUCCAAGCUCUUUAGAAAUCCAGCUGAGCCAUUUGCAAAAUCUUGGCUUCAAAAAAGAGGACUGCAAAAAAGCCCUCAGGGACUGUAAAGGUCAUCUGGACCAGGCUGCCACCUGGCUGUUGGAAAACUCGGAGAACAUGGCGGAACAUCCCAGAGGCAGGACGGACUCCGGCUCCAGCAGCCACUCUUGUCCUCUCUCCGGGGUGGAGGUGAAGGCUGAGAGCGUCUGCAUCUGUUUCAUUGAUGACUGCCUGGAUUGUGACAUCCCGCUGGCUGAGCUCACCUUCUCCAGACUGAAUGUGCUGCAGCGCAUUGGCUCCACCCGGGAAGGAAACGCCAGCUUCACUCUGUGUGGAGACUACUACAACAGAGAGUUUUCAGGCUGGGAGCCUUUCAUCGAGCCCUGGCCCUGCUUCCUGUCGUGGCAGCAACAGGCCGCUGGUCGUCUCCAUCCUCCACGUCUGAAGAUCGGGAUCCGAGCAAAGCAGAGGCUCGAUGUCAACAUCACCUCGGUUCUGCUCGAUCAAUACAACACCACCAAGACCUCCUGGAUGGCUGAUUACUGCAAGACAGACAAACCGACUCCUACAUCAUCACCUCCUCUGCCUUGGUUAGGUUCCUCAGUUGACCCACCGGGCUUUGGACACAGUGCACCUCUUGCUCACCUUAGAACUAGGAGCACAGCCAGCUUGACCUGCCUCGAGCAGCAGAUACACUCCAGAGAUGUCAAGAUAUCAAAGAGGAGGCAACCAUUUGUCCCAUAUGCACUUCGCAACCAUACAGGUUGUACCAUGUGGUUCGCCACUUUGACCACGACUCCUACACGGGUGGCGCUGUCCCACAGCAGCAGUGUGGACUCCAUUUCCGAUAUCCAAAGCUCAGGAACUGAUGACACCCACAACGUGAGUCAGUGGAGAGAGGUUCUACCUGGGGAGGAGAUUCCCUUCGAGUUCGAGGCCCGUGAGAAGCUCCGUCACCGACACACUCAUGAGCUGAAGCUCCACCAGCUGCUGGUUCGGGUGUGUGGCUGGGAGCAAGUCAAGCCGGUGUCUGUGGACAAAGUGGGGGUUUUCUUCAGAUACGCUGCUCCAGACAAAAACAAUUCUUCAAGCACUGUUGGCAGCCCAAUCAGCAGAACCAACAUCAUCCACCCUCAUGUUUAUUUCUCUGCACUGCCCCCUGUCAGAGUGGUCUUUGCCAUCACAAUGGAGGGCAGCGCCCGGAAGGUCAUCACCGUGCGCUCGGCCCUGAUGGUGAAAAAUUGCCUGGAUGUUCAGAUGGAAGUCAGAUUGGACAGCCCCUCUGCGCCUGAUAAGCCGGUGGUGUUGCCUCCCAUCCUGCCUGGCCAGUCCUUAGCUGUCCCCCUCCACUUGACCUCCUGGCGGCUGCAAUCUCGGCCCAAAGGCAUGGGUCUGUUCUUCUGUAAGGUUCCGAUCCACUGGACCAACGUGGAGCGACCUGGAGAGGUCAGCAGCAGUAAGAGGGAGUGCCAGUCAGCAGAUUUUGAUGAUUCACUCAAACGCAACUUCAGAUUUUGUGUGGUCAUCAAGAAGGAGAACUUUCCAGAGCAGCAGCCUGCGAAGCGGCAGGUUUCUGGCAGCACUCAGCAGAUCUAUCGGCAGCCGGGACACACCAUGUACCUGCUGCCCACCAUGGUGCUGAGCAACCUGCUGCCCUGUGACCUCAACUUCUACAUCAAAGGGACGAGCAUCAAAGGUUUGCUGAAGCCGGGGAAGGAAGCGGUGCUUCACUCUGCUGAUACAUCCCAGAACAUGGAGCUGGGGGUCAUGCUGGAGAGCUUUCCCAUGUGCAAAGAGCUGCUGAUUCCUCCUGGUACUCAGAAUUAUGUGGUGCGCAUGAGACUGUACGACACCAAUAACCGGUUGCUGUGUCUCACGAUCCGCAUCAUCCUGAGGGCACAAGGAGCUAUGAAGAUCCUGGUCUCUUCUCCCUACUGGCUCAUUAACAAGACAGGUCUGCCGUUAAUUUUCCGUCAGGACAACAGUAAAACCGACGCAGCGGGACAGUUUGAGGAGCAUGAGCUGGCCCGGAGCCUCAGCCCGUUACUGUUCUGUUACACAGACAAAGAGCAGCCUGCCAUGUGCACGAUGCGAAUUGGGAAAGGGAUCCACUCAAACGGAGUUCCAGGCUGGUGCCAAGGCUUCUCCCUGGAUGGAGGGAGUGGAGUCAGAGCGCUGAAAGUCAUCCAGCAUGGAAAUAAGCCUGGACUCAUCUACAACAUCGGAAUCAGCGUUCGUAAAGGAAAAGGAAACUACAGAGACACCCACAUAGUGACCUUCGCCCCACGCUACCUGCUGGACAACCACUCAACACAUAAACUGGCCUUCGCUCAGAGAGAGUUUGCUAGAGGAAAGGGUGCUUCCAAUCCAGAGGGUUACAUUUCUACCCUACCAGGCUCCAGUGUUGUCUUCCACUGGCCCCGAAACGAUUACGACCAGCUGCUGUGUGUGCGCCUCAUGGAUGUCCCCAACUGCACAUGGUCUGGAGGCUUCGAGGUCAACAAACCAAAGUCCUUUCACGUCAACAUGAGAGACACGCUGGGGAAAUGUUUCUUCCUGCGGACAGAGAUCAGCCUUAAAGGAGCCACCUACCAGAUUUCCUUCACUGAUACGGAUCAGCUGCCUCCACCUCUCCGCAUCGACAAUAUGUCCGAGGUGCCGAUCCAGUUCUGGCAGCACGGUGUGGCUGAUCUGCGGCUGCACACUGAGGUGAAGGCUGUGUCAGGGCUGGACUACGCCUGCGAUGAACCCACCCUGCCCCCGUACAUCACCCUCACUGUGAAGGGAGCGGGAUCCUCCGAGGUCACCGCGGACAUGAACUUCUUUAAAGAAUACAACAAACUCUACUACGAGAACUUCAUCUACAUUGCAGCCACGCACACCUUCUCUCAGAAUGUGGAUAGGAAACACGUUGGGAAGCGGCGUCUGGAGAGCUGCGCUGAACUGGUUCUCGACGUAGACCCCAAGACUCAGAGGGUCAUCCUGAGAAAAAAGGAGCCUGGGAAGCGAUCCCAGCUUUGGAGGAUGACUGGGACUGGCAUGCUUUGCCAUGAAGGUUCUUCUCCACCCCAGAGCAAGCCGGCCCAGCCCAGACCGCUGGACACAUCCUUGGUGCUGGACAUUGCUGGGCUUGCAGCUGUCAGUGACAACAGUUUUGAACCAUUGAUGCUGAGGAGGCCUGACUCACGCCGCAGCACCACCCAGACCUGGUACUUCAGCUCAGGCAUGCUGACAUGUGGCCUUCCUCGGCUGGUGGUGCAGGUGAAAAGGGGCAUUGCAGGGCUGUAUGACGGAGCUGAGGUGGUACUGGGACCAGAUUCAGGUGUAGAACAGCCUGGUCCAGAGCAGCAGUUCAUCAACCAAAAGAUGAGACCUGGAUCAGGGGUGCUCUCAGUCCAGGUUCUACCAGAUGGACCAACGCGUGUCCUUCAGAUCAGUGACAUCAGUCAGAGGAGAAUGAUGUGGAGCUCCUCCAGCACAGAACAGGAUGGAAGCAAAGAGGAAGAACAGAAGACGGAGCUUGAGCAGGAGCUGGAGGUGUUGGUAAACCUGGAGGACGGUCUGGGGGUCUCUUUGGUCAACAAGGUUCCUGAGGAGCUUGUUUUUACAACGAUGUCUGGUGUGGAUGUUCAUUUCACUCACACUGCAGCCAACGAAGUCCUGGAACUGAGCAUCCAGAACAUCCAGGUGGACAACCAGCUGCUGGGCACCACCCAGCCUGUGAUGCUGUGUGUGACUCCCAGUUCUGGGGACAGUGGUGCAAACGACAGCGGCCCGGCUCUGCAGGUCAACGCAGUCAAAGUUCCCAGCAAACUCAUGCUCACAGAACUCUUUAAGCACCUCAUGGUCACGGCGCGGCGCUUCACGGUCAUCAUUGAGGAAAAACUGCUGCUCAAGCUGCUCAGCUUCUUUGGUUAUGGAAAGGCCGCAGUUGAGCUGGAGAAACUGGAUGAAAACCUGCAUGAGAGGCCCAGCGAGGAUACGGGGCCCCAUAAACACUACUACUUUGAGAAUUUGAAGAUCAGCCUCCCUCAGAUCAAACUCAGCAUCCUCCCGUCUCACAAGUUGCCCCCAGACCUCAAGGCAUUAAAAGGCACCCUGGGAUUCCCUCUGAUCCGUUUUGAGGACGCAGUCAUCAACAUGUACCCGUUUACGAGGGUUCACCCAUAUGAGACCCAGGAGAUCAUCAUCAACGACAUCCUCAAGCACUUCAGAGAGGAGCUCAUGAGCCAGGCAGCUCAGAUCCUCGGCUCUGUGGACUUCCUGGGGAACCCAAUGGGCCUCCUCAAUGAUGUGACAGAGGGCGUUUCUGAACUCAUCAAGUAUGGGAACGUCAGUGGUCUCAUUCGCAAUGUGACGCACGGAGUAUCUAACUCUGCUGCCAAGUUUGCAGGCACUUUAUCAGACGGGCUGGGUAAAACCAUGGACACCCGGCACCAGAGUGAGCGGGAGUACAUCAGAUACCACGGUGCCACCAGUGGAGAGCACCUAGUGGCCGGGAUUCAUGGACUCGCUCAUGGUAUCAUUGGGGGGAUGACGAGCAUCAUCACCUCCACAGUGGAGGGGGUGAAGACGGAGGGUGGAGUCAGUGGUUUCUUCUCAGGACUCGGUAAAGGUCUGGUUGGUACCGUCACCAAACCUGUCGUUGGAGCUUUGGAUUUUGCCUCGGAGACGGCCCAGACGGUCCGAGACAUAACCAGCCUCAGUAACCACAGACUCACUGUGCAGGGGGUCAGGAAGCCUCGCUGCUGUAAGGGUCCUCAGGGUCUGCUGCCUCGAUACUCAGCCACACAGGCGGAAGGUCAGGAGCAGCUCUUCCGGCUUACAGACAACAUUCACUCCGAGUUCUUCAUAGCUGUGGAGCCGAUCGACACCUACUGCGUCCUCAUCUCCUCUAAAGUGGUUUACUUCCUGAAGCCAGGGGACUACGUAGACCGGGAGGGCAUCUUCCUGGAGGUCAAAUAUGACGACCUCUACCACUGUCUGGUGUCUAAAGAUCAUGGGAAAGUUUACGUGCAGCUCACCAAGAAGGCGGAGAACACCAGCAGUGGGGUGGCCAUUCCUGGACCCUCCCACCAGAAACCCAUGGUCCACGUGAAGAGCGAGAGCCUCGCUGUUAAGAUCUCCCAAGAAAUCAACUACGCCAAGAGUCUGUACUGCGAGCAGCAGCUGAUGCUGCCGGCUGAUGAGAACGAGGACUUUCUGCUGCUUGAGUUCUGAUGCAGACUUUUUCCUUCUGGGUCCGUAAAGCUUCUCUUAGGUUCUGAAGAGACUGCAGGAUUGGACACCUGUGCUGUCCGUGUUUGAGCUGCUGUGAAUGUAACACACCUGUGACCUGACGUCGAACCGAGCACUUUCAGAUUCAUGAACUAUAAAAACCAAGUCAACCACUAUUUGUUCUGGAUGUUUAUCAACACACAGAACUGUAAAUAUAUCUACAUAGAAGCACUAAAAACUGUAUAUAUGUUGUGAUAAUAAAGAUAGGAUAUUAACAAGAAGCUGACCAUCUAAACUCUAACAAACUGCUUUUAGAUGUGUGUGGAAGUCUAUUAGAGAACAUGAAGGUGGUGAGACCUGCAGGCUGGAUGCCAUUUUUGAUUUUUACUCUCACAGACCUCCAUCUUUUAUCCACCAAGGUUUUUAACCAGUUUUAAUAAUGCACAUAUCAAAGUGUCACUGUCGGCCCGGUUCCCAGUGGAACCAGAGGGCAGGAAUAUCCAAGAAGGAAGAACUCCAUCUGGGAUUCUGCAGCCAACCGCAGCACUCAGUGUUUCCUGUCUCUGAUUCGUCUAAACUGCUGCACAAGAUGUUUGCUUCGUAUCAGGGGGGUAGGUGGGGUGAGCUUUACUUCAGAGGAUUUGCUGCAGGGUCGUGGUCCCUCCACACACAUGAUUGUUCACAUUUAAGGAGGAAAUCAGUACUUCCCUUUAUGUUGCAGUGGUCUGAUUAGCUCCGGUGACAGAACCUUUGAAAGCGGCUGUUUUUUAAGUUCUGAUAUAUUGUGGAUGCAAAGGUUAAGUGGAGAAUUUUGCACCUCCAGACUGAUGAAGAUUAUUUGUAGGCAGGCCACUUACCAUUUUAAAAUUACCUUUUAAUAUUUUUGCAAUAAAACAUUUGAGUAAAUUUGUGUCGUUUAAAAAAAGUGAAGCACAUCAUUUAGUCCCAAUGGAAGAAUGAUCUGAACCAGGAAUCCUGGAAAAAUGACCAAAGAUGAGAAAGUCACGCUGUGACCCAGUGUGUAAACCUGUCUGUUCACAUCCUCCCACAGGAGCAGGAUCUGGCCUGGAGUGGCCUCCUCAGCUCAUGCGCUGCUGGUACCAACAUUAACUACACUAAAGCAUGUGGAUCCUGCAGCUUCUGUGUCUGAUGACUCAGGGUGAGCCUCCAGUUCUGAGGUCUGGGUCUGAUGGAGGUGAGGCUUCUACCAGGAGGUCCUCGGAGGGCAGCUUGUGUUCUGUUGGAGCCGCAGAGCUCAGGUCAUGUCAGCUCCCAGGUGAAUCUCAGCAGCAGCAACAGGAUGUUUAAUGUGAGGAGGUGCUGGCUGGCUACUGCGUUGAUAGCUGCACACAAACAAGUAGAGAUAAAGUUCAUACAGCAGCUUCCUGUUGGACAAUCAGUUGUUAAGAUAGAUGCUACUUUUGAUGUUCCUGUUUCAAUCUGGGUUUCUGCAAGACCUUUUACUCUGAAAUUUAAACACUUUAGAAAGUCGUCUAAAUUUCCUUACAAAGCUCAGAAAUUUCAUUUACUCAUGUUAAAUUUGUAAAUCUGAUUUCCUGCAUUGGCUAAAACCUGUUUUCAUUAACAGUUAUGAUGAUUACUCUGUGAAAGGUGUUAACACUGGGUCAAAAAGAGAAGUUUAGUAAGUUCAAAUGAACUUGCCUAAGCUACUAACCUUAGUUAACUUUAUCUAGGUUUUAAAUGGAGCUGCACAGUGUGUGAAAUCACAGCAUCACGCUGUGCCACAUUACUUGGAUGCAAUAUUUCAAGUGUUAUGCACAAAACAAUAAAACAUUUGAUCAGAUGGA
Messenger RNA from Girardinichthys multiradiatus, 15477 nucleotides. It is a transcript of the gene vps13d, whose product is annotated as vacuolar protein sorting 13 homolog D. The transcript has 70 exons. Lineage: Eukaryota; Metazoa; Chordata; Actinopteri; Cyprinodontiformes; Goodeidae. The coding region runs from base 593 to 13672 and encodes 4359 amino acids. Gene Ontology annotation, biological process: protein retention in Golgi apparatus; mitochondrion organization; protein targeting to vacuole. Gene Ontology annotation, molecular function: protein binding. The record is from RefSeq and is a predicted model, not a curated record. Gene Ontology annotation, cellular component: extrinsic component of membrane.